Messenger RNA from Solanum lycopersicum (tomato), 339 nucleotides. The record is from RefSeq and is a predicted model, not a curated record. Lineage: Eukaryota; Viridiplantae; Streptophyta; Magnoliopsida; Solanales; Solanaceae.
AUGGCUUCUUUUAUUUCAACAUCCACAGCACCUUCAACCACACUUAUUUGCACUUCUACUAAUUCCCAAUGCCACAUUAGGCAAAUAAAAAAUGCUCAGCCAGAAACAUUGGAAGUUGUGCAAAGCACAAUUGCCAAACAGCUAUCGAUUGAUGAAAGUACAGUGACACCUCAGACUAAAUUUGCUGAUUUGGGUGCUGAUUCCCUUGACACUGUGGAAAUAAUGAUGGCAUUAGAAGAGAAAUUUGGAGUGUCAAUUGGAGAAGAGGGAGCUCAAAAUAUUGCUACUGUUCAAGAUGCUGCUGAUCUCAUCCAGAAAGUGAAGGAAGUUGAAAAUUGA